CCAGCUAGUACUCUUUUUUUUUUUUACCAUACACGUACGGCGUACCAAGUGAAGGAGAGGCAGAGCGGGUGCAGAGGCGAUAAGCACACUAGGUACCUCCCUGUCAGAGCAUCCCAGGACAUACGCUACCCGCUACUCCAUCCGCAUUUUGGCGUAUAGGAGCGAAAAAACAAGGUCCAGGAGAUGUGCCAUCCAAAGCGCUAAAAGUGUCGGAUGCGCUAAACAGAGAGAGAGAAAAGCCAAAAAUAGCGUGUCUCUCUCCUCACGCCAAAUCGUAACAACCGCAUCUGGAUCGAGCUCCCGCCCCUAUCCAAACUUCCGCGACCUCCUCUCCAUCGCCGUCGUGGCCGGCCAGCGAAGAAAAUUGGGAUCCUAGUCAAAAUUUUCCCCCAACAGGACAGCAGCCACAACAUAGUCCUAUGGUUGGUGAACAGCCAAGUGCUGAAGUUGGAGGGUCCUCUAGACCCAACAAUAAGCGAUCAAAAAAUUUCAACACUGCGGAAGAUCAAAUGUUGGUGUCAGCUUGGCUGAAUACAACUUUAGAUGCAAUCACAGGUGUUGAGCAACACCGUGACUCUUAUUGGGCAAGGAUUCAUCAAUACUUCCAUGAAAACAAAAAUUUCCCCUCAGAUCAAAACCAAAAUUCACUUAACAACUGUUGGGGUACCAUUCAAGAACAAGUUAACAAGUUUUGUGGAUAUUAUGAGCAGAUUCUUAAUGGACCUCAAAGUGGAAUGGUUGUUCAAGAUUAUAUAACUCAGGCUUUUACUUUGUACAAGUCAGCAGAGAAGAAGACAUUUUCUUUAAUGCACUGUUGGGAGAUUUUGCAUCAUCAUCCAAAGUGGAAUGAUAGGUUGUUCCAGAAAAGACAGAAGGCUCAUGUCGAUCCUUUAGUGAGACCAUCUGCAAGCACAAACUCUAGUGAAUUUCAUUACAGCCCCGACAUUAAUACCUCUGAUCCUUUAGUGAGACCACCUGGGAAGAAGGUGGAAAAGGCAAAAUGCCCGCGAGGUAAUACUUCUUCAUGCUCAAGUGAGAGUAGUCCUGUAGUUAUUGCAUUAAAUAACAUGUGGUCAGAGAAAAAGGAGAUGAGUGCACAAUCUAGGGAGGAAAGAAAUGACCGGUUGGUUGAAGUUAUUUCACUAGAGAAAGAGAGGUUGAAAGUAGAAAAACGAAAGUUAGAUAUAGAAACCCAUGAAAGAGAAGAAAGAAUUAUGAAUAUGGAUCUUAGUGCUAUGGAUGGGCCAAGAAAAACAUAUUACUUGCGUUUGCAGCAGGAGAUCAUAAAGGCUCAUAUGGAUUGAUUUCAUGAUGUAUGGAUAUGUACUAUUUAUUACUAUUUUCUAAUGGGUUGUGAACUUUUAUGUUGUAUGCCGUGUAGGCUUUGAUGUAUUAUGUAAUGGUUAUUGUUGGAACUUAAUGUUUUGUGACCUUUAUGCUGUACUAUGCAAGAAUGCUAUGAUUAAUUGUGAGCA
Messenger RNA from Oryza sativa Japonica Group (Japanese rice), 1475 nucleotides. Lineage: Eukaryota; Viridiplantae; Streptophyta; Magnoliopsida; Poales; Poaceae. The record is from RefSeq and is a predicted model, not a curated record.